Molecule: messenger RNA, 4417 nt
Organism: Labrus mixtus (cuckoo wrasse)
Lineage: Eukaryota; Metazoa; Chordata; Actinopteri; Labriformes; Labridae
Gene: bcl2b
Product: BCL2 apoptosis regulator b
Exons: 2
Coding region: 540-1229 (229 amino acids)
Biological process (GO): extrinsic apoptotic signaling pathway in absence of ligand; intrinsic apoptotic signaling pathway in response to DNA damage; negative regulation of intrinsic apoptotic signaling pathway
Cellular component (GO): mitochondrial outer membrane
Molecular function (GO): protein homodimerization activity; protein heterodimerization activity
Source: RefSeq, a predicted model, not a curated record
CCGCACCAGCAGUGCGGCCCACUGGCGGCGGUGGAGGAUAUGAAGAGCAAUCGUGGAAGAGGACUCAGUCCGACCUUGUCUGGCUCACAGUCCCGCGCCUGGUUGAGCGUAAAACGCUGCUAAAACAGUCUGCAGCGUUUUGAAGCCCCUUCCGGCGUGUAAGGGCCUACAACUUCAGCCUUCAUUCAAGUUUUUUUUUUUGGGUUCGCAGUACAUCCACGUCAGGGAUAGAGCAACACUACUCCAACCUCUUCCGCAUAUUGGAUCAAUGCAAAGAGAAGGUCGCCAGUGUCCCUUAAAGGAUUCGGGAAAUGAAGAUUGCCGCUGACACAGAAACAAAAUUCUCGGACUUUUCCAACCUUUUUAUCUAGUAUUGUCUUCAUCUCGCGAAGCAUUUGUGUGGGAUUACUUUUUCGAUUGGACUAAAAAUCGAGUUUUUGGAUCCGCCUGUGCUGUGCAUUGAACAGCGCACACAUUCGAUCAUAAUGCAUGAUAUUUAGGAUAAUCUCUCACUGUACAGAGGACCAAGUAAAGCCGGAAUGGCGAACGAGUGUAAUCGCAACAUUGUGGAAAAGUACAUCUGUCAUAAACUCUCCAAGCGGGGCUACGAGUGGGGAUUUGAGGAUGAGCAGGAUGAAGAUGCCGCUAAUAACGGGUCAUUAGUUGCCCCUCCGCCGACUUUGGUUCGCCGGUGCCGCGAAGCGAGCUCCGGGCCCGACCGUGAGAGCAUCCCCCACCUCUGCAAGCGGCCCCCCCAGUCCGACCCAGCCUACGCGGAUAUCCACAGAGUCCUGCGCGAGGCUGGGGAUGAACUUGAAAGACUUUACCAGCCGGACUUCACGGAGAUGUCACGGCAGCUGUAUCUCACCUCUACCACGGCGCAGAGGAGGUUCGCCGAGGUGAUAGACGAACUGUUUCGGGACGGGGUGAACUGGGGCCGGAUUAUCGCCUUUUUCGAGUUCGGGGGCACCGUGUGCGUGGAGUGCAUGUCCAAACAGGAGAUGACAUCGCAGGUGGACAACAUCGCGGAGUGGAUGACAGAGUAUUUGAAUGGACCUCUGAACAGCUGGAUACAAGAUAACGGUGGAUGGGAUGCCUUUGUGGAGCUGUACGACAGACAGAGAGACUCGGCCUUCUGCUCCUCCUGGCCCUCCAUUAAGACAGUCUUCGGCCUGGCAGCACUCGGGGCGGCUAGCCUCACCAUUGGAGCAUACCUUACACAGAAAUGAACAAACCUUUUGUUUCUACCAGCAAGACUUGAUUCCUCCUCCUCCUCCUCCUUCUCUGGCCCCCUGUUUCUCCUUUUUAAGAUGCCCCUGACCCCUCAGAGACAACCUUCAGACGCUUCCGAAAUCUGGCUCUCUUCAAAGCCUCUCUCUCAGAAAAUCCCCCUCUUUAUCGCCCCUCCACGUCAAAACAGACAUAAAUCAAAAACAACUGGAGCAGGCAGAUGCAUGGCCCGAACUGCGGAAAGGACGUCCUGAAAAAGAGGCAGCCUAGAUAUAAUCGCACUGAGCUGAGAAAGACUAAGAAGAAGGGAGGAUUACUUUUUGUUCUGCCUGCUUCUAUACUAGUUUUAGCAUGAAUGUUGAGUGUUAGCUUAGACUUUGCAUGUAUCAGAGCUCAUGCGGGACCUCUAUUUUGGAGGCCUUGAUAAUCGGUAGAAUUAGGGACAAUGACAGCCUGGCCCCUGCUUGUUAAGGUGAGGAACCCAGUUUGAACCAUCCCCCCGCAGCCGUCCUUCAAAGGACUUCCUCCACAGAACAGCUGCUCAGAAUGUAUAAUAGAAAUAGCUCGCUACAACCAGCAAGUUGUGUGUCUACUGCUGCAGACAUCUCCAGUGAACUCUGAACACACUGCACCAAUAUAUGCACCCUGACGGACUUCAAUAAGUAGAGGAAGAGCAAGUGGAAGACUGAGGUUUUGCAGAACGCUCCUUGACUUUUAUUUUGCCUUUGUUUUUUAACUUUUGCAGAAAAACCCCCUAUUGUGAGGUUGUCAGUACUGGGAGAGAGAGAGAGAGAGAGAGAGAGAGAGGAACAAUUUCCCAGGAGUGAUAGAGACGAAGACGACUCGCUGUGAAAAAAAAAAAGACAAGUUAUUGCAAAAGAAUGUUGUGCACAGCACAAAGAAGAAAGGUAGAAUUAGAAUAAAGGGUGCAUCUGCAUCCUAAGGAGGAUUUAGAUUCCUGCAACAGAUCUAAAGUUUGCAUUCCUUGAGAUGAAGCAACUAGAACGACAAAAAUCUCCCUUUAAAAGCAACAUUAUGUUUCACAUAUUAGCACCAAGCAACUCUAAAAACUGUUUCUAUUUUCUACCUUUUGUCGCAGCUUUAUAAAAUCUUAACUUGGUCCAUUCAUAGUCAGAUUGUUUGGGCUCACUGAGGGUUGUUAAAAUGUUUCCCCCAGGCCUCACGGCGACUCUGUAAUGCUAGAAUCCACUCUGACAAGGACGCGUGUUGACGUGGACUGAGAAGACCUUGCCUGUCCACAGAUGACUGAGAGGAAUACCACGACAGCAGGGUUUCAUUUUUAGGACUAAAGCCAGAGUGUCCCACGUGCUGGAACCUGAGAUGUCCCUCCUCUCAGUUCUGCAGAUGCAUCUGGUCAUUGAAUUGCUCCUGUCAGCCUGUUUCAUCGAUGUUUGUCUUGUGUUACAGUCAGAUAGAAAUUUUGGUAAAGCUCACAGGCUCCAAGAUAUUAUGUUGUACUUAGCAAGUUGGAAAAGUGGUUUCCUUUCUGUCUAUCAUUAAAAAUCUUCAACUUCUCUGUUGCAUGUAUGAAAGAUAUUGUCCUCACAUAGAUGUCCACUAUGUGUAAACAUAUUUAUAACAGAUAGGCUAGAAGAUAACAAAUAACAGUGAAAACAUUGCAUUUUCUAUUUAUUGAGAGGUACCAGAUAACAGAUUUUUUUCUUUGAUAAAAAAAAAAAAUCAAUUUUCCUCACUUUUUUCCCUCUUCUCUACGGAAUCACACUGUAACUACAUUUUCUUCCUGGCUGCUAUAAUAACAAGAAAAAUGUUUAAAAAGUGAAUUCAUGUGUCGUAUUUAUAUUGGCUUAAGGCUGCUAUACUGUCGAUUUUUAACUUUUACUUACAGCUUAAACUGCCACAGAUUUACAGUAUAGUUCUAGAGAGCUGGAAACCAAAGUUAACUUGUAUUAAUCUUUACUUUAAAAAGAAAAAAAGGAAAAAGUAGCUUUACAAGAAUUCAUGUCGCUUCACCUCACUGAGUCUAUUCAGUGAAGGUUUUUCUAGUGUUAUUGUAUUAUAUCAGCUUAACUUCUGUCAACGUCGUGCUCCAAUGAUAACUCAGUGCUUAUCUGUAAAAUGUCAACCUGCCAGACUUAAACCUUUUCUCAGUUAUCACCAUAAACCAACCUAUUGUCAUGGAAACAGCCCACAGGGUGUGCUGUUCUUCGUGCAGAUGCUCUAAGCGGACCUGCAUCCACACAUUGUAUUUUCUCAGUUUUCCUUAUGUAACAAGUUAUUCUGCUUGUUUGCUUGAGAUUUGAGACCCAAUUAUCUCGUAUCCCUAGAGUUGCAAAAGCACAAAACAAAUAUAGUAAUAAACUUAACUUUCAUCACUGGGGUACUGGUGGCCUAGCGGUUAGGCAAUAGCCCUCCAAGCGGACGGCCUGGGUUUAAGUCUGACCUGUGGCUCCUUCUCCAGCAUGUCAAUCCCCACUUUCUCUCCUGAUAUUCUACUCUGUCCACUGUCCUAUCUCAAAAAAAGUCAAAAGGCCCCAAAAUAAACCUUGAAAAACGUUCCUUUUUAUUGUGGUCAAUUGGCAGCAUGGCAUGUCCUGGUCUGUCCUAUCACAGUGAUCAGCCUAGUUGUGCCACCUAGAUCACCUGAAAUGUUUCCUGUCUUCAAAAAAAAAAUAGGCUUUGUUAUCAUGCGACAAGAGUAUAAAUUAAUCAGCUAAAACGGGGAAACUGGCUUUGUUAUCGUGUGAUAAGAGUAUAAAUUAAUCAGCUAAAAUAGGAAAACUAAAAAAAAACAAUUAGUCAAGAUCUCAAGUGAUAAAAUUAACUUAUCACAGGAAAACAAGCCGUGUUAUUUUGCGAUAACAAGAAAAAUCAAUCAAGAUUAUGAGAAAACAACUGGAAACUACUCUUGAGCAGGAAAAAAUAAAGAACUUCAAAUGUAGGGAUGCAUGUCUGUCAAUGACUUCAUUAUCUUAGUGAUGUGUGUUUGACAAGGAAGGAUUGGCAGGAACAAUCUAACAGCAAUAUACUGUAAUUUUAUAUUCUCUGUGCAUAUGAAUGUAGACACUAUGGUUGCUGUACUAUUUUAUGUCCAUUACCACAAUCCUGUAGCACUUAAAAAAGUGAAUUGUGUUUCUGUUGUUUACUGCUAUAUCCACAAUAAGCUAGCGGGAUCAUAUUGUUCCUAAUAAACCAGAUUUCUCAAGCA